Molecule: messenger RNA, 1659 nt
Organism: Mercurialis annua (annual mercury)
Lineage: Eukaryota; Viridiplantae; Streptophyta; Magnoliopsida; Malpighiales; Euphorbiaceae
Exons: 4
Coding region: 355-1659 (434 amino acids)
Source: RefSeq, a predicted model, not a curated record
AACCCUAUUUUUUGUUAGCUCUGCUAUAUAACGUGAGUUGCUAAUUUGAGAAACAAAUCUUUAAACUUUCUUCAAAUCUUUUUAUCAAAAGAUAAAAUCAUAAUUCAAAUUAUUGAGAUUUUUAAUAUCAUUACUUCUACAACUGAUGAUAGCUUUGGAAAAUCAAUUUUACUCAACAAGUUUAAUUUGUUGAAGUGGGAUUCGUAAUUGAUGGUGCUUUGAACCAGUCUUGGAUUGUCUUUCUAUUUAUUCCUAGAAUCUUGGUAAUUGUUAGUUAAAAUAAAAUAUGAUUCCAUGAAUAUUUCUGAUUAGGUGAGAUAUUUUAGUUGUUAUCAGUUCUUUAUGAGACUAUAAAUGGGCACUCUCAUAAUUCAAUUAAAUGCAAAAAAUACUUUACUGUCAAAUUUUGUUCUUUUAUUGUUUUAUACCCAGCACAAUUGUGGUGAGCUAUCAUUGAAGUUUGAAGGAAAUUUAAAGUCUCAGAUUGAAAUUUUAAGUAUGUUGACCGAUAAACAGAGGAAAAGUUUAAAAAUAAUUGCCACACUUCUUAUAUAUAAAAAAAUUAAAAGACGUCAUAUUGGGAGAAGGCCGGAUACGAACUCUUCUCUUAGUGGAAGUGGAUAUGUACAAGAAAUAUUAGAUGGAAAUCCUGCGCAUUCUUUGGAAAUGUUAAGAAUGAAAAAAGAAGCAUUUUUAGCAUUAUGUCAACAUUUUAAAGCUAAAGGAUGGUUAAAAAACAGUCGCUACAUUUCAGUAGAGGAAAAAAUGGCAAUAUUUAUGUUCACUCUCAGUCAAAAUCAUCGAAACCGCGCCAUAAAACGGAGAUUCAACCAUUCAACUCAAACUGUACAUAACUAUUUUCAUGAAGUAUUACUGGCAAUGCUACAUUUUGCAAAGGAAAUGGUGAUACCUACUACUUUCGAUCCAGAUUUGAAUCAAGUUACAUAUCAUCGGCGACUUCGAAACGUAUUCAAGGGUGCUGUUGGCGCACUUGAUGGGACGCUUGUUCGUGCUUCCAUCCCACCUACACAACAAACACCAUACCGAGGCAGAGGGAGAGGAGAUUGCUAUCAAAAUGUGCUUGCUAUAUGUGAUUUUGACAUGAUUUUCACAUUUGUUUGGGCUGGAUGGGAAGGAGUAGCACAUGACUCACGAGUUUUGACAGAAACUAUGCGAGAUCCAAGUAAUAAUUUUCCUUUUACCCCACAUGAUAAAUAUUAUUUAUGUGAUGCUGCCUAUCCAAACACUAGAGGAUUUAUGGCUCCUUAUCGUAACACACGAUAUUGGUUAUCAGAUUUUCGAAACGAUCGUGCUAGAACAAAAGAAGAAAUUUUUAAUCAUGCCCAUGCUAGAUUAAGAAAUGUUAUUGAGCGAUCUUUCGGAGUUUUAAAAGCAAGAUUUCCUAUUUUGAAGACAAUGCCAUCAUACUCAUUUGCUGUGCAAAGAAACAUUGUUAUUGCCUGUGUUUCUGUGCAUAACUAUCUACGCAAAAUGAAUAUUACAGAUGAUUUUUUUGAGCAAUUUGAUAGAGAGGAGGUGAUUUUUCAAGGAGCUAACAAUAAUGUUAUGCAAGAAGGAACACAAAGACGAAUAGAUCAAAUGUUUAUGGCGAAUUUAAGAGAUCAAAUUGCAAAUGAGUUGAUAAACAGGAGAGUUUAA